Solea senegalensis (Senegalese sole) is the source of this 1072-nucleotide messenger RNA. Its product is annotated as actin-related protein 2/3 complex subunit 4. Gene Ontology annotation, molecular function: actin filament binding. Gene Ontology annotation, biological process: actin filament polymerization; Arp2/3 complex-mediated actin nucleation. The coding region runs from base 81 to 587 and encodes 168 amino acids. Gene Ontology annotation, cellular component: actin cytoskeleton; Arp2/3 protein complex. NCBI's taxonomy places the organism in Eukaryota, Metazoa, Chordata, Actinopteri, Pleuronectiformes, Soleidae. The record is from RefSeq and is a predicted model, not a curated record. The transcript has 6 exons.
AACGAUACUCGACUGUGUACGAUUUACGGAAGCGGAGUCCCAGGCGUGGCUGAGGAACUUCCGUCUUUGACAGCAGAAAAAUGACAGCGACUCUGCGUCCCUACCUAAACGCCGUGAGGGCCACACUACAGGCCGCCCUCUGCCUCGAGAACUUCUCCUCGCAGGUGGUGGAGCGUCACAACAAGCCGGAGGUGGAGGUCAGAAGCAGUAAGGAGCUCCUGCUGCAGCCUGUGGUGAUCAGCCGCAAUGACAAGGAGAAGGUUCUUAUUGAAGGAUCCAUUAACUCUGUCAGAGUCAGCAUCGCUGUCAAACAGGCUGAUGAGAUCGAGAAGAUCCUUUGCCACAAGUUCAUGCGCUUCAUGAUGAUGAGAGCUGAGAACUUCUUCAUUCUGAGGAGGAAACCAGUCGAGGGUUACGAUAUUAGCUUCUUGAUCACCAACUUCCACACGGAGCAGAUGUACAAACACAAGCUGGUGGACUUUGUCAUUCACUUCAUGGAAGAGAUCGACAAGGAGAUCAGCGAGAUGAAACUGUCCGUCAACGCCCGCGCCCGUAUUGUCGCUGAGGAAUUCCUGAAGAACUUCUGAAGACAGAGUUUGUCUGAACUUACACCGCUCCAAAGGCCAAUCAGCAUAAGAUGACAAGGACGAAAGGAGUGAACAGCCAAUCAGUGAGGACACGAGAGGAUCGUGACCAAUCCGGUGAUGACACCCAUGUCACACGUCCCCAGUGUUUCCCUGUAUUCACGAAUAUCAAUGACUGUAUAUAAUGAAAUGUUUACCAGUUUCAUUUGCAGCCACGUAGAACAAAUCCCCAGACAAAGGCGGGUCCUUAAAGUAUUAAUCAAGUUAAUAUCCGUGAAUACAGGGACGAGGAGGACGUGCUGUCGCAAACAUAACGGCCAGGUUUUUUUUUUGUAUUUUUGUCUGAUUGUUCUGUUGCUGUUGUUUCAAAGUAAAAUCUGGUUUCUCUCUUCAAGAUUUAAAAGUCGACCGUUUUAAGAGUCUGCAAAGACGCGACUAGAACUCAUGUAUGAAAAUAAUCAAAGAUAAUAAAAGUCAUUUGUUUUAUA